UCAGUCUUCGAGAUGGGUUGAUCAGCAGGGAUUAUUAUUUGUGCGUUCGGAGGAGCAAAAAGGAAGCAGCAGAAAAAACAUUCUUCUGCCAUGGAGGUUUCUGUACAAGCACAGAGGCCGCUCAGUUGCAGAGGACUUUUCCAACCGAGAAGGACCAUCUUAAAUCUCCAACCUUUUACUGGGUUCUUUCCCCAUCGAAGGUAUUCUUCAUGGUUCAAAGGAAACCUGACAAGUGGGGUUUCAUACCAAAUUACUGCCAGUUCCGCCGAGUUUUCAAGGAGGAGACAAAGAAAAGUGUCUCCCGCUUCAAAGGGAUUAGUGCCAGAAACCCCGGCAGGAACUAGCGUCCAGAAGACGAAUCAAAGGAAUACUGGGGACGAAAAGGGUAUGACAUCUUUGGCAUCCAGUGAGCUUGCUGGGAAAAAUAAGAAAACACAUCAAUCGAGGGUUGACACCAGAAGAGAAUGGGCAGUUGAACCUUCAGAAGAGAGCAAAGUUGACGAAAAAAGAAUUGAUGAAACUAGUAGUAAAGUCGAGGAAUCACCUUCAGUUGGCAAGCAGACAGCAAUUGAUAGGGGUAUUCGAGGGAUAGAAAAUGGGUGUGUAGGUAAGGCCCUUGAUGACAUCUCAGAUACUGAUAAAGGCAUUGAUACUGAUAAAAAGUUAACGAAUGAAGAUCCUUUAAAGUUAAAGUUGGAGAGGGAAGAAAAAUUGCGUAAAGAGGAAAUUGCGAGGCUUGCUGAGGAAAACUUCUCAAGAGGGAACAAAAUAUUUUUCUAUCCUCAGGUGGUGAAACCUGAUCAAGACAUAGAAGUGUUCCUUAAUAGAAGUAUAUCAACCCUAAGCAAUGAGCCGGAUGUUCAAAUAAUGGGAGCCUUUAAUGACUGGCGUUGGAAAUCUUUUACCUUCAGGUUGAACAAAACACAACUCAAAGGGGAUUGGUGGUCUUGCCAGUUUCAUGUUCCUAAAGAGUCAUAUAAAAUAGACUUUGUGUUCUUUAAUGGGCAAAAUGUUUAUGACAAUAAUGAUGCUAAAGAUUUCUGCAUAACUGUGGAAGGUGGAAUGGACCUCUUUGCAUUUGAAGAUUUCUUGCUUGAGGAGAAGCGUAAAGAACAAGAGAAACUUGCGAAGGAGCAAGCUGAGAGGGAAAGGCAGGCAGAAGAGCAGAGGCGAAUUGAAGCGGAGAAGGCAGCAAGUGAAGCUGACAGAGCACAGGCAAAGGCAGAGAUCAUAAAGAGACGACAAAUGGUGCAAGAGUUGAUAAAAAAGGCUGUAAGGUCUGUAGAAGACGUUUGGUACAUAGAGCCUAAAGAGUUUAAAGGUGAGGACUUGGUGAAGUUAUACUAUAACCGAGGCUCAGGUCCUCUUGCUAAUGCUAAGGAACUAUGGAUUCAUGGGGGGCAUAAUGGUUGGAAGGAUGGAUUGUCAAUUGUUGAAAGGCUUGUUAGCUCUGAGAGAAAGGAUGGUGACUGGUGGUAUGCCAAUGUUGUUGUACCUGAACAAGCUAUUGUCUUGGAUUGGGUUUUUGCUGAUGGACCACCCCAGAAUGCCGUUUUAUAUGAUAACAAUCACCGUCAUGAUUUCCAUGCUAUAGUUCCAAAAUCCAUUCCUGAGGAACUAUAUUGGGUUGAGGAAGAACACCAGAUAUAUAAGAAGCUCCAGGAGGAGAGGAGAUUAAGGGAGGAGGCAAUACGUGCCAAGGCUGAAAGAACAGCUCGUAUGAAAGCAGAAAUGAAGGAAAGAACUUUCAAAAGGUUUUUGCUGUCUCAGAAGCAUAUAGUAUACACUGAGCCUCUUGAUGUUCAAGCUGGUAACAAGGUGACAGUUUUCUACAAUCCUGCCAACACAGUUCUGAAUGGAAAGCCUGAGGUUUGGUUGAGAGGAUCAUUUAACCGUUGGACCCACCGUAAGGGUCCAUUGCAACCACAGAAGAUGUUACCUACAGAGAAUGGUUCUCAUGUCAAAACCACUGUUUCAGUUCCGCUGGAUGCAUACAUGAUGGACUUUGUUUUCUCUGAGACGGAAGAUGGUGGACUUUUUGACAACAAAAAUGGCAUGGAUUACCACAUUCCAGUGUUUGGAGGAUUGCUUAAGGAGUCACCAAUGAACAUUGUGCAUAUUUCUGUUGAAAUGGCCCCCAUUGCAAAGGUUGGAGGUCUUGGUGAUGUGGUUACGAGUCUCUCACGAGCUGUACAAGACUUAAAUCACCACGUUGACAUCAUUCUUCCAAAGUAUGACUGUUUGAACCUUAGCAAUGUGAAGGAGUUUCAGUAUAAAAGAGGCUUCUCUUGGGGAGGAACUGAAAUAAAAGUUUGGUUUGGGAAAGUGGAAGGUGUUUCAGUCUACUUUUUGGAGCCUCAAAAUGGAUUCUUUCAUGCAGGUUGCAUAUAUGGUUGUAAAAAUGAUGCAGAGAGAUUUGGUUUCUUUUGCCAUGCUGCGCUAGAAUUUCUACUCCAAAGUGGAUUUCAUCCUGAUAUCAUUCAUUGCCAUGAUUGGUCAAGUGCACCUGUUGCGUGGUUAUUUAAAGAUCAUUACAUGCAUUAUGGUCUUAGUAAAGCUCGGGUUGUUUUCACAAUUCAUAACCUUGAGUUUGGAGCGCCCUUCAUUGGUAAAGCUGUGGCAUAUUCAGACAAGUCCACGACUGUAUCCAACACUUAUGCUAAGGAGGUAUCUGGAAAUCCUGCAGUUGCUCCGCAUCUUUACAAGUUUCAUGGUAUAAUAAAUGGAAUUGACCAAGAUAUAUGGGAUCCAUACAAUGAUAAGUUCAUUCCUAUAUCAUAUACUUCUGAAAAUGUUGUUGAAGGCAAACAAGCUGCCAAGGAAGCCUUGCAACAAAGGCUUGGUCUGAAAAAAGCUGAUCUCCCUGUAGUAGGUAUUAUUACUCGCUUAACUCACCAGAAAGGAAUCCAUCUCAUCAAGCAUGCCAUUUGGCGUACCUUGGAACGCAAUGGGCAGGUUGUAUUGCUUGGUUCAGCUCCAGAUCCUCGUAUCCAAAAUGAUUUUGUAAAUUUGGCAAAUCAGUUACAUUCUUCUCAUGCUGAUCGUGCUCGCCUCUGUUUGACUUACGAUGAGCCACUGUCGCAUUUGAUAUACGCUGGUGCUGAUUUCAUCUUAGUUCCUUCAAUUUUUGAGCCGUGCGGUCUCACCCAACUCAUAGCAAUGAGAUAUGGUUCAAUACCUGUUGUUCGAAAAACCGGAGGACUUUAUGAUACGGUAUUUGAUGUUGACCAUGAUAAAGAGAGAGCAAACGCCCAGGGUGUCGAGCCAAAUGGUUUCAGCUUUGAUGGAGCUGAUGCUGCUGGUGUUGAUUAUGCUCUUAAUAGGGCAAUCUCCGCUUGGUAUGAUGGUCGGGAUUGGUAUAACUCGCUGUGCAAGACGGUGAUGCAGCAAGAUUGGUCUUGGAACAAGCCAGCUCUCGACUAUAUGGAGCUUUACCACGCAGCACGGAAGGGGUGAAUAUAAGACAUCAGAUAACUCAUAGAUGGAUGUGUACAGAUUCAGCGCUAGAUCUCCGAUAAUUUUCUCAUUCGAUAGCUUUAAGUAACUGCAUAAAUAAUGCAAGGGACUAAAAAUGGUCAAUCCAUUUUUGUGUUCCAUAGUGUCGAUAGGAUUAUAGCAUUUUGGUAUUACCUUUUGUACAAGUUUGAGUUACUUCAUGUAGAUUCUAUCAAGGCCAAAACAACAAAAAUGUGAUCGUUAGUUUUCGCGAAUCUCACUUAUGCCUUCUGGAAGUCA
Malus domestica (apple) is the source of this 3735-nucleotide messenger RNA. RefSeq names its product starch synthase 3, chloroplastic/amyloplastic. Lineage: Eukaryota; Viridiplantae; Streptophyta; Magnoliopsida; Rosales; Rosaceae. The record is from RefSeq and is a predicted model, not a curated record. Gene Ontology annotation, molecular function: alpha-1,4-glucan glucosyltransferase (UDP-glucose donor) activity; starch binding.